AUGCUAUGCCACCGACUGGCCAGAUCUGCUAGUACCUCACGCACGGCUCUAUCCGUGUCCAUUGCUACCAUGUCAACUACUGCCGAACCCGCUCGGAAAGCCAUGCCCUCCGCAUUGACAUUUGACCGUCACGCCAAAUGCUCGACUACCAAAGCUCGCGCCAGUACCCUCCACCUUCCCCAUGGCUCAGUCCCUCUGCCGAUCUUUAUGCCCGUCGCAACACAGGCAUCGCUCAAAGGCCUCACAUACGACCAGCUACGCGAUACAGGAUGCAUGCUCUGUUUAAAUAAUACAUACCAUCUUGGAUUGAAGCCUGGUCAGGCAGUGCUGGACUCUGUGGGUGGAGCGCACAAGUUGCAAGGCUGGGAUCGGAAUCUCUUGACUGAUAGUGGAGGUUUCCAAAUAGUAUCCCUACUUAAACUAGCGACAGUUACAGAGGAAGGAGUGCGAUUCCUUAGCCCCCACGACGGCUCGCCGAUGUUGCUUACUCCCGAACACUCAAUCUCUCUCCAAAACUCUAUCGGCUCCGAUAUUAUUAUGCAACUAGACGAUGUUAUCGCAACCACCUCUCCAGAUCAUGCCCGUAUCAAGGAGGCUAUGGAGCGCUCCGUGCGCUGGUUAGAUCGUUGCAUCGAAGAGCAUAAGUACCCCGAGAAGCAAAAUCUAUUCUGUAUCAUUCAGGGUGGUCUAGAUCUGGAAUUGCGAAAACAGUGCUGCGAGGAGAUGGUCGCUCGAGAUACUCCUGGGAUUGCUAUCGGAGGACUCUCCGGUGGUGAGGCCAAGGAGGAGUUCUGCAAAGUGUUUGUCUCACUUCUUCUAUGGAUUGCCUUCAACGAGCUGACCGGCCACAGAGUGGAUACAUGCACGGGACUUUUGCCUGAAAAUAAGCCUAGAUAUGUUAUGGGCGUUGGAUACCCCGAAGAUAUUGUCGUCGCAGUGGCUCUAGGUGCCGAUAUGUUUGACUGUGUCUGGCCGACACGCACAGCGCGUUUUGGUGAUGCGAUCGUCUCUUCUGGUACUAUCAAUCUGCGUCGCAAGAUUUUCGAGGAAGACUUUAGACCAAUCGAGGAAGGAUGCACUUGCACCUCUUGUCGCCCAGUUGACCAAGGAGGUCUCGGGCUCACCCGAGCAUAUAUGCACCACAUCACCGCUAAAGAGACCGUCGGUGCUCAUCUUCUGACAAUUCACAACGUUCACUUCAUGUUAACCAUGAUGGGAAAUAUCCGACAGGCUAUCAUUGAGGAUAGAUACCCAGCUUACCUUCGCAAGUUCUUCUCUAAUAUCUACGAAGGUGAUAGGUCCAAAUACCCCGAGUGGGCGGUCGGUGCCUUGCGUGGUGUUGGGGUGGACUUGUUGGCAGACUCAUAA
Messenger RNA from Penicillium antarcticum, 1368 nucleotides. Its product is annotated as tRNA-ribosyltransferase family protein. NCBI's taxonomy places the organism in Eukaryota, Fungi, Ascomycota, Eurotiomycetes, Eurotiales, Aspergillaceae. Gene Ontology annotation, molecular function: tRNA-guanosine(34) queuine transglycosylase activity. Gene Ontology annotation, cellular component: cytosol. The transcript is spliced from 7 exons. Bases 1 to 1368 code for a protein of 455 amino acids. The record is from RefSeq and is a predicted model, not a curated record.